This is a messenger RNA of Durusdinium trenchii, 1177 nucleotides long. The record is from the annotation of a GenBank genome assembly. Lineage: Eukaryota; Dinophyceae; Suessiales; Symbiodiniaceae.
GGAAACGUGAGUGCAGGUGUUUAUACCUAAAAGAUCCAUAAAGAUCCUAAAAGUAUCAUCCAUCUCAUGGAUGGCCUUAGAUGGACGGAGGAAUGACUGUUUAUGGUAUUCAUGGACACACACACGCACUCACACAACCGGACACAGAUUCCCGUUCUGAAGAACCGCCAGUCACAUGAACAGCCAAGGAGAAGACCGUUUUGAGUUGAGUCUUCUCACAGCGCAUUUUAGACUCCCGUUCGGAUCAUGGUGAGCCUUUUUGUCCUACACAGAGUCUGUUUUCAGCUCCAAGUUUUGAGUCGCCAAUUCGUAGAGAGCCUCUCCCAGCCAUGGCAGAGACCUUCGCCUUCAAUGCUGACAUCCAGCAGUUGAUGAGUUUGAUUAUCAACACGUUCUAUUCCAACAAGGAGAUUUUCCUUCGAGAGUUGAUCUCCAAUGCGUCCGAUGCCUUGGACAAGAUCCGUUACGAGUCCAUUACCGACCCGGACAAGAUCGAGGCCCAGCCAAACUUUUUCAUCAAGAUUGUGCCGGACAAGACCAACUCGACUUUGACCAUCGAGGACUCUGGCAUCGGCAUGACCAAGAAUGAACUCAUCAACAACCUGGGCACCAUUGCCAAGUCAGGCACUAAGGCUUUCAUGGAAGCCAUGGCCGCUGGCGGUGACAUCUCCAUGAUUGGCCAGUUCGGCGUCGGCUUCUACAGUGCCUACCUUGUGUCGGACAAGGUUCGUGUUGUCAGCAAGCACAAUGAUGAUGAGCAGUAUAUUUGGGAGUCUGGAGCGGGUGGAUCUUUCACUGUGCAGAAAGACACUGAGCUCGUCCAUGGCGAAAUCAAACGUGGCACGAAGAUCAUUUGCUACCUCAAGGAGGACCAGUCUGAGUUCUUGGAGGAGCGCCGCUUGAAGGACUUGGUGAAGAAGCACUCCGAGUUCAUUGGCUUCCCGAUUGAGCUGUAUGUGGAGAAGAGCAAGGAGAAGGAGGUCACAGACAGCGAGGAUGAAGGUGAAGAGGAGAAGAAGGAGGAGGGUGACGAGCCAAAGAUUGAGGAGGUCGAUGAAGAAAAGGAGAAGGAGGAGAAGAAAAAGAAGACCAAGAAGGUGAAGGAGGUGUCCCAUGAGUGGGAGCAGCUUAACAAGAACAAACCGUUGUGGAUGCGCAAGUCAGAGGAUGUGACCAA